GAGAUGAAGCCUCCCCCUCCGAUAUUCUGAACUUGCAGAGUUCAUCAUAUUCUCCGAUAACUUUCUCUCUCUCUCUAUACUUCGAUCCGAGCGAACACUAUGUUCAGAUUUCGCUCUCUGUUGUUUAUGUUCUUGAUUUCGAUCUCAUCGCUUGUUCGGGAAUCCACUUGUUCGUAUGCUGGUUCGGCGAGCUCCACCGUAGAUCCUAGUAAAGUGAAGCAGAUUUCAAGGAAACCGAGAGCUUUUGUAUAUGAAGGCUUUCUCACGGACCUGGAAUGUGAUCACCUGGUUUCUCUAGCAAGAUCCGAGCUAAAGAGAUCUGAGGUUGCUGAUGAUAAGUCUGGAGAGAGCGUGCUAAGUACAGUUCGAACGAGCUCAGGAAUGUUCAUUUCGAAUCGUGAGGAUCCCAUUGUUGCUGGCAUAGAGGACAAGAUUGCUGCGUGGACUUUUCUUCCAAAAGAAAAUGGGGAGGACAUUCAAGUAUUGAGAUAUGAACAUGGGCAGAGAUACGAGUCACAUUAUGAUUACUUUGUUGACAAGGUGAAUCUUGCUCGGGGAGGACAUCGUUUAGCUACUGUCCUCAUGUAUCUCUCUGACGUGACCAAAGGCGGCGAAACGGUUUUCCCCUUGGCAGAGAAAUCUCGCCACCGACAGGCUUUGGAAACAGAUGAGGAUCUCUCAGAGUGUGCAAAGAAAGGAAUUGCUGUGAAACCAAGGAAAGGUGAUGCCCUUCUUUUCUUUAGUCUUGAUCCAAAUGCUAUCCCAGACACCAACAGUCUGCAUGGAGGUUGCCCUGUCAUUGAAGGAGAAAAAUGGUCAGCAACAAAGUGGAUUCACGUAGACUCAUUCAGCAAGAACUUGACAGACAUUGGGAACUGUACUGACCAGAAUGAAAAUUGUGAGAGAUGGGCUGCCUUAGGGGAAUGCACCAAAAACCCAGAGUACAUGGUUGGAUCUCCGGAACUUCCUGGCUACUGUAGGAGGAGUUGCAGGAUCUGUUGAUCUCUACAAUCUGCUCCUUCCACGCAAGAUUUCGGUAGCUUCAGGCGGUAAUUUCUUGUUUUUCGUGGAUAGUUCAUAGUAAUUGUAUUAUCUUUAAAAUGGUCGGCUUUAUUUGGCAUUUUCUUUCCUUUUGAGUGCUAAUUUCCUUCCUGUCCCCUUGCCCUAAUGAAAGCCUUGUUUCUUCUCAAAAGAAAUAUUUAGGAAUUAUUGCUUGAUAAAGUUUUGUCACGCAUGAAAUUCUUUACCUUUUUGUUGUUGGGCAUGGCAGUUGUAGAGUCAUAGAGUUGUAGAAUAAUAAUAUUUAUAGUUACCUACAGUUAUUUAUUCUAUUUUCUCUGUUUUCUGUA
This is a messenger RNA of Momordica charantia (bitter melon), 1349 nucleotides long. RefSeq names its product putative prolyl 4-hydroxylase 4. Gene Ontology annotation, molecular function: procollagen-proline 4-dioxygenase activity; iron ion binding; L-ascorbic acid binding. Gene Ontology annotation, cellular component: endoplasmic reticulum. The record is from RefSeq and is a predicted model, not a curated record. Gene Ontology annotation, biological process: peptidyl-proline hydroxylation to 4-hydroxy-L-proline. Lineage: Eukaryota; Viridiplantae; Streptophyta; Magnoliopsida; Cucurbitales; Cucurbitaceae.